Messenger RNA from Peromyscus eremicus (cactus mouse), 842 nucleotides. Its product is annotated as zinc finger protein 120-like. The coding region runs from base 16 to 705 and encodes 229 amino acids. The transcript has 2 exons. NCBI's taxonomy places the organism in Eukaryota, Metazoa, Chordata, Mammalia, Rodentia, Cricetidae. The record is from RefSeq and is a predicted model, not a curated record. Gene Ontology annotation, biological process: regulation of transcription by RNA polymerase II. Gene Ontology annotation, molecular function: DNA-binding transcription factor activity, RNA polymerase II-specific; RNA polymerase II cis-regulatory region sequence-specific DNA binding.
CUCUACAAAGAUGUGAUGCUGGAGACUUACAGGAACCUCACUGCUAUAGGAUACAGUUGGGAAGACCGUAAUGUUGAAGAACACCAUCAAAGUUCUAGAAGGCAUGAAAGGCAUGAAAGAAGUCAUACUGGAGAGGAACCUUCUGUAUAUACUCAAUAUGGUAAAGUCUUUGCAUAUGACAGUCAUCUUCAAAAGCAUGGAAGAACACAUACUGUAGAGAAACCCUAUGAAUGUAAUCAGUAUGGUAAAGCCUUUGCAUCUCACAGAAAUCUGCGAAUACAUAAAAGAACACAUACUGGAGAGAAACCCUAUGAAUGUAGUCAAUGUGGUAAAGCCUUUGUACAACAGGGUUAUCUUCAAAUGCAUGAAAGAAUACAAAGUGGAGAGAAACUCUAUGAAUGUAAUCAGUGUGGUAAAGCCUUUGUUUUUCGCAGUAGUCUCCAAAGACAUAAAAGAACACAUACUGGAGAGAAACCCUAUAAAUGUAAUCAAUGUGGUAAAGCAUUUGGAUAUCAGAGUUCUCUUCAAAUGCAUAAAAGAACACAUACUGGAGAGAAACCCUAUAACUGUAAUCAAUGUGGUGGAGCAUUCUCUACACAGAGUAGUUUCCAAUUACAUAGAAGGACCCAUACUAGAGAGAAACCCUAUGAAUGUAAUCAGUGUGGUAAAGCCUUUGAACAACAGGGUCAUCUUCAAAUGCAUUAAAGAACACAUACUGGAGAGAAACCCUAUAAAUGUAAUCAAUGUGGUAAAGCAUGUGGAUAUUAGAGUUCUCUUCAAAUGCAUGAAAGAACACAUACUGGAGAGAAACCCUAUCAAUGUAAUCUAUGUGGCAAAGCCUU